Molecule: messenger RNA, 1032 nt
Organism: Setaria italica (foxtail millet)
Lineage: Eukaryota; Viridiplantae; Streptophyta; Magnoliopsida; Poales; Poaceae
Product: zinc finger protein 8
Exons: 1
Coding region: 85-891 (268 amino acids)
Biological process (GO): trichome morphogenesis; trichome differentiation; response to gibberellin
Molecular function (GO): DNA-binding transcription factor activity
Source: RefSeq, a predicted model, not a curated record
UCCAGCACAAACUAGCUAGCUUCUCUGCACUCGCUGCACUUGGUCUCCGAGCCCUAGCCCUACAGAACCUAGGCAACCAGCAGGAUGGGCGAGAGAGAUGCCCAAGGUAAAUCCAAUGGCGCUGCAGCCGCGAGCAUCCACUCCUUCUCGCAGCUCCCUUUCAUCCGCCUCACCCGCGACAAACCGCUGCCGCCGCCGCCCACCUCCAACCCAGCGCCGCCCGUUCGGCUGUUCGGGUUCGACGUCCCGCCGGACGCCGCCGCCACGGUCUCCCCCUCCGACGACGUCAAAGAAUCCAGCGCCAAAGAUAGCACCACAACGACCGCGGAGGCGACAGCCCCAAUGGCGCCGCCAGGUCCAGGCGCGAGCGGCGGCCGGAGGUUCGAGUGCCGCUACUGCUGCCGGAACUUCCGGACGUCGCAGGCGCUGGGCGGGCACCAGAACGCGCACAAGCAGGAGCGGCAGCACGCGAAGCGGGCGCGCUUCCAGACGGCCAUGGCCAUGCGCCACGGCCAGUGCUACCCGCACCCGCUGGACCCCGCCGCCCACCUCUACGACCCCAACUACGCCGUCAUGCCGGCGCCGCCGCCGCCGCCGCACUACCCCACGUGGGCCGGCGCUGCAUAUUACGUCACGCCACGGCCCGUCGACGUGCCACACCAGAUCGUUGGCAGCCCGGCGAUGCCCAAGCUCUGGCGGCCCCGUGACGGCGGCGUUGGUGUGGGGACGACGUCGUUGGCUACGCGGCGUCAACAGGCGGUGGUGGCGGGAGGUGCCGGCUCGACAACAUUCUCGCAGUCGACCUCCUCAUCGUCAUGGUCCACUUCGCCGCACGAGCUGCCCAAACUACCGGAGCUAAAAGAGAGUGUGAGUUUGGAUUUGAGUUUGUAGUGAACUGGUUGGCGACAGACAUACAAUUGUUGGUUUCUUACAGCGCUUCUCUUCCUUUGUGUCCUUUCUGAUUCACAUUUGUUGUUUCGUUCAGAAAUUUUGCUGCUUAAUUAGCAGCAAUAUAAUGCCAAUUAUAUAUGG